GGUCCGAUUCACAAUCUCGCCGAUGAUCGACUAGCUGUCGUUCCUCUCUGCAGUGCGUAGCUAGGACUUUGGAACGCCGUCGUUGUUGAUUUCAGUCUCCGGCAGAGGUAUCGGCGGCGACCAAAAACACAACCAAACAAUUUGACUCAUCUUGGAAAGGAGUGGAGUUGCACAUAAAGAGGGAAACAUUUUAAAAAAAGGAAUUCAAUGAAUGGCGGCGCUUCCACGUCUAGCGGUGUCCGAGCAGCGUUCUCCUACUGCGUCAAACAAGUACGAAGCUACGACUACCACCACUACCUCUGCCUUCUCGAACUCCCCCUUAACAUGAGGAAAUCGGCAUUCGCCCUCCGCGCAUUCAACGUCGAAACCGCAAGAGCGAUGGACGUCGCAUCCGAUCCAAAAAUCGGUCUCAUGCGCCUCCUCUGGUGGCAAGAAGCCAUCGACAAAAUCUAUUCCAACAAGCUCGUCGACCAUCCGGUGGCCCGGGCGCUCGCCCACGUAAUGUCCGAGCACAAGGUCAGCCGGAGCUGGUUAAAACGAUCGGUCGAAGCCCGGAUUAACGACGCCCAACGGGAGAUCACCGACGUUCCGGAAACCAUCGACGAGUUAGAGCGAUACGCUGAGGACACCACGUCGACGAUUUUGUACUCGACGCUCGAAUCGGGCGGGAUUAAAUCGACUGCAGCCGAUCAUGCGGCUUCGCACAUUGGUAAAGCCAGCGGACUCUCGUUGCUUCUCAAAUCUAUUCCGUACCACGCCAACCGGAAUCGAAAUUUUUCGUAUAUACCUGCUGAUGUGGCGGAAAAACACGGGCUACUGGUUAAGCAGGGUGGGGUAUCGGAAGUUCGUGUCGACUCCCGCGAGGGACUGUGCGAUGCCGUGUUUGAGAUGGCGUCGGUUGCCAACGCGCAUCUUCGAAAGGCUCGGGAUUUGGCGGGGACUGUCCCGGAUGAGGCUCGUCGCGUGCUGUUGCCGUCUGUUCCUACACAGAUUGUUCUUGAUGUGUUGAGACGGGUGCAGUUCGACGUGUUCGAUCCGAGGAUGUCUCGGGGAGUUUUGGGGGUUUCUCCUUUAUGGUUCCAGCUGAAACUCAAGUGGUACUCUUUGAGAGGUAAGUAUUGACAGUUUUGUUUUGAUGAUUUUGGGAGUUUUCUUUCUUAUAGUGAAGUUUUUUUUGGAGAGAUUUGGUGAUUUUUUGGUUGUGUUUUGGAUGACAAUUGUAGGUUUGAGUUCGAGGAUCUAAGUUUUGGAAUGUGGUUUCUUUGCU
This is a messenger RNA of Andrographis paniculata, 1267 nucleotides long. RefSeq lists its product as uncharacterized. The record is from RefSeq and is a predicted model, not a curated record. Gene Ontology annotation, biological process: mitochondrial respiratory chain complex I assembly; biosynthetic process. Gene Ontology annotation, cellular component: mitochondrion. The transcript is spliced from 3 exons. Bases 208 to 1122 code for a protein of 304 amino acids. Lineage: Eukaryota; Viridiplantae; Streptophyta; Magnoliopsida; Lamiales; Acanthaceae.